AAAAAAUUAAUAGAGAGAGAAAGAGAUAGGGACUAGAGAGAGAGAGAGAGUGAGCACUUUAUUACCUUUUUUAUGAUGCACGCAUCCAUAGUAGAACAGAGAAGGGUACACAGUACUGUAAUGACAUAAGAGGAGAAGAAGAGAUUAGAAGCACAAGAACACUACCACCAAAACAGAAGGCAUAAGUUCAGAGAAAGAGAUAAGGAGCUCAAAUGGAUUUUUAUUGAAGAGAAAUAGAUAAUAUGGAGCUGAAAAGACAGAGAAGAAACAAGGAUGUCAAUAAGAGUAAGAGAAGCUAUAUCUGUGAAAUGGGUUUCUUUUCUUUGCGUUAAAGGACACUUAUGGCAUGCAAGGAAAGAUGGUGGGUCUGAAUGAAGAAACAUCAGAAGAAGAAAUCUGAAAGCACCCCACUUGAGAGUAUGAGAGGGAUGCCCUUUCAGCUUCAGGGGAAGGGUGUCUUUGAAAUCGCUGGCUUUACUCCGAUUUGUUCUUGGAAUAGUAACAACAAAAAAGAAGAACUUCUUGACUUUGCAAACAACAACUUUAACAGCAACAACCAUAACAACAACAACAACAACAACAACGAGCCCAGUUCUGUUCUUCAUAUGAGAAGAAGUCCGAGUCCACCCACGUCGGCAUCCACACUGUCUUCGUCAUUCGGCGGAGGAGGUUCCACCGACAACACCGCCGGAGGAGGAGGUGGCGUGGCGGCUACGCUACCCACUGUCCCAUCUCCGGGACCCGACCCGACCCGGAAAGACGAAUGGGCAUCGGAGCUCCAACCGAUUCCGAGCGGACUGACUGGCGGAGGAGAAAGGUGCGGUCUUGGAGGUUUGGAAGAUUGGGAGACCAUGUUGUCUGAAACGGCGGCGUCACCGAGUCAGGACCACUCGCUUCUGCGUUGGAUCGCCGGGGAAGUGGACGACUCGUCGUUUGGGCUCAAACAGCUUUUGCAGAGUGGGAGCAACAGCAAUACCAAUCCUCUGGAUUUGGACGGCAAUGCUGGACUGGGAAUCGUGGAUCAAGGGCCAGGAGUGUUCGACCCCAUCAUCGGCGGAGGUAAUGUAAAUGCAAGCAUUAAUAAUCACAAUCCUAAUUUGGCUUAUCCAGCUUCUGGGUUUUCAAAUUACAACAACAAUAGUAAUGGGAGGAUUGGCGGUGGUACAACAAUUGUACCAAGCUCUUCUGGGGUCCUAAAUUGCAAGGUUUCAAGUGUUGGGUUGAAUAGCAACAACAAUAAUUGUUUUAGUACUAAUAACAGUCUCCCUCUUCCAGUUACUUUGCCUCCUGGUGUGAUUUAUCAACAGCAACAUCAACAGUUUGAAGUUCCAGAUGAGAAGCCUCAGAUUCUGAAUCCACAGAUGUUGAUGAACCAACAGCAGCAGCAACAGUCUCAGCAUCCUCAAAGUCCAAACUUUUUUCUGCCAUUGUCUUUUGCUCAACAAGAACAGCACCUCCCACAGCCCCAACCAAAGCGUCAGAACUCAGGCGGGUUGGACCCCAUCACUCAAAUCCCAAAACCACCGUUUGUGGAUCCUGGGCAUGAGUUUUUGCUGCGAAAACAUCAACAGCUACAGCCUCAACAUAUGGGGUUUUCUCCUGGAGUGCAAUUUGUUCCUCAGCAUCUUCAGCAAAAGCCAUUGAUGGUGCCCAAGCAAAAAAUGGGACCGGGCGAAGAAUUAGCCCAGCACCACCAUCAGCAGCAGCAGCAGCAGCAGCAGCAGCAGCAACAACAACAACAGCAGCUUGCUCUGCUUGACCAGCUCUAUAAGGCAGCAGAGUGUAUAGGGACUGGGAAUUUCUCACACGCGCAAGGGAUAUUGGCGCGGCUCAAUCACCAGCUCUCCCCUGUUGGAAAGCCCCUCCAUAGGGCUGCUUUCUACUUCAAGGAGGCUUUGCAAUUGCUCCUCCUUAUGAACAACCCAGUCACCUCCCCUUCACCAAGGAGUCCAACCCCAUUUGAUGUUAUCUUCAAGAUGGGCGCUUAUAAGGUCUUUUCCGAGGUCUCGCCCCUCAUUCAGUUUGUUAAUUUCACUUGCAACCAGGCCCUCCUUGAAGCUCUAUCUGAUGUUGAUCGUAUUCAUAUUGUGGAUUUUGAUAUCGGGUUUGGUGCUCAGUGGGCUUCCUUUAUGCAAGAGCUUCCAGUAAGGAAUAGGGGUGCCCCAUCAUUGAAAAUCACUGCCUUUGCCUCUCCUUCCACUCACCACCCUGUUGAGCUUGGGCUUAUGCGGGAAAACUUAACCCAGUUUGCUAAUGAGAUUGGGAUUAGUUUUGAGCUUGAAGUGGUUAACUUUGAUUGUUUGGACCAAACCUCUUAUACCCUGCCUAUCUUGAGAGCAGCAGAGAAUGAGGCAGUUGCUGUGAACUUUCCCAUUUGGUCUUCUUCAAAUCAACCUGCUGCACUUCCUUCUCUCCUCCGUUUUGUGAAGCAGCUAUCGCCAAAAAUUAUGGUGUCUUUGGACCGAGGGUGUGAUCGAACUGACCUUCCCUUCCCACAACAUGUUCUCCAAGCCCUUCAGUCCUAUAUUAAUCUCUUGGAGUCUUUGGAUGCUGUGAAUGUGACUUCUGAUGCCGUGAACAAGAUUGAGAAGUUCCUCCUUCAGCCUAAGAUAGAAAGCACAGUAUUGGGGCGUCUCCGAGGCCCGGACAAAAUGCCUCUCUGGAAAACACUAUUUGCCUCGGCUGGGUUCUCCCCUGUAAUAUUCAGCAACUUCACUGAAACUCAGGCAGAAUGUGUGGUGAAGAGGACUCCGGUUAGGGGGUUUCAUGUGGAGAAGCGCCAGUCAUCACUUGUGCUCUGCUGGCAGCGCCGGGAGCUCAUCUCAGCUUCAGCUUGGAGGUGCUGAGGAGCAGCUAUUGGAUGAGCAGGGAGGUUGGUUUUUGGGCAACUCACAAUUUAUCAGAGGUUCCAACUUACUUUUACUUGCUGUUAAGUCAAUAAAUAUUGAAUUCUGUUGGUGGCACCUCUAUUGUGACUUAAUUAUGUGAAAUAUUAUGUUUGUGA
Quercus robur (English oak) is the source of this 3004-nucleotide messenger RNA. Its product is annotated as scarecrow-like protein 22. The coding region runs from base 372 to 2846 and encodes 824 amino acids. Gene Ontology annotation, biological process: regulation of DNA-templated transcription. The transcript has 2 exons. Gene Ontology annotation, cellular component: nucleus. NCBI's taxonomy places the organism in Eukaryota, Viridiplantae, Streptophyta, Magnoliopsida, Fagales, Fagaceae. Gene Ontology annotation, molecular function: DNA-binding transcription factor activity; sequence-specific DNA binding. The record is from RefSeq and is a predicted model, not a curated record.